ACCAAAACAGGCAGGCCAAACACAUUGCUCGAUGCAAAUCUGUCUGCACACCGGUAUACACACACAUACAAACCAACAGACAGACAGACAUGCACACCACUCAGCCAACCGAUGAUCCCACCCACUCAGCCAGCCAGCCGUGCGAUCGUGUCGGUCCCCUCCCUCCCUCUCUCCCCACAGUCCAUGUGUUUAGCUACCAGACGACCCACCGACCGACACACUCACUAUUCGCCGCCCACGUCUGUGGUGCUGACGGCCAUGACGCCCUCCUCGUGUGUUGGCGGGGGCGGCGGGGGCGAUGUCUGCACGCUCUUGUCCGACGCCCAUGGCCGACCAUCUAGCUGGUGGCCGAAAACCCUCUGUCUGUCGGCCCCCAGCACCCGCCACACCACCCUCACUGUCUGGGGGAACCUCGCGGUGCCCAUCGUGCCCGCCACAGGAGGCUCCGUCGUGUAGAGGUAGACCUCUGCCUCUCUCGGCCUCCCUAUGCUGGGCGGCCUGCAGAUGAUGUAGAGGUGGGCCUGGAACUGGUGCCCUUGCUGAUCGCCGUGCAGCACGAUGAUGCGGCGCGAGGUUCCGUUCGUCGCACAGCUGGUGCUGAUGGUGUGGCAGUUCCAGACGGGGGGCGGCUGCGUGGCUAGAGACUCCUGCAGAGAAAGGGAGAGGCCAUGAGUCAGCGGGGCAAAUGGAGAGGCGCUUGUGUGUGUGACUGUGACUGACCAGAAGGUCGUAGCGUCGGGCAUUGCUGUGCUGGUCGGCAUGCUGCACCGCGACCUCCGAACCUCCGGACCGCAUCCUGAUCAAACAGAAAUCACGGGAGAGCGACGCAGCCAAUGUGCAGAAAGCUGUAUGUAUUGUAAUUUUUCCUCACUUUUGCAGCACAGAGUCGCGGACUGAAGCAUACACAGUACCUGCAAAUCGACACACACACAACAGCCAAACACACAACAGCCAAAAUGAUCCAUUGCCUAUAGCCCUUCCCCCCCUCCAUCACCUCGACGGACACACACGGGGUUGUUUGGGUCGGGGUCAGAUCUAAGUCUAUCGCGGAGGUCCAUGUAGCCCGGCAGAUGCACCAAAAUGCUCCCGGGGGUGUCCCAGAUGGACUGUGGUGUCUGCAGUGGGCGAAGGGUCAGAAGAUGCCCGCCCAGCCGCUCCCGGCCAUUGUCGUCGCGCUUGAGCGCCAUGCGGCCGAGGUGGCGGCCGAUGAGCGACAGCUGCCGGAGCGCCUCACACCGCCCGUCGUACACCGCCCGGCUGCCCACCGCCUCCACAUCGCCACUGGUCAGCUCUAUCGGCAACUGCCUCCCUCCUCCCCGCCCCUGAUGCUUUGCCACCCUGAUGAUCGGCACCAUCGCCGCCCACUUACCGCUGUUCUGCAGGGCGUACAGCAGCCGCUGGAGGAAAUCCAUUGACGCCAGCUGAAAGGUGAUGAUGUCCUUGAGGCCCUUGCUGGUCAGCUGCGUGUGGAUCAGCGAUUCGAGGAGGUCUGCAGAGACCCGAUCUCGGCCAGGGCGGCAUGUGCCGCGCGUGUGGGCGAGGCUGACAGCAAGGUCGUUGCCGAGGAGGGGCCACAGGAUGUCCCUCUCGACCUCCUGCGGCAGCUGGAACAGGCGAGGCUGAUGGCUGGCCUGAACAACGAGGCAACCAAGGGAGAGGAGGGAGGCACUGUGGGAGACGGUUUAUUCGUGUGUCUGUCUGUGGCUGCUCAAGUACUUACCACCUUGGUGCUGCCGUCAUCCUGAUCUACAGGCUGCUCCACAGGCGCCUUCUCAACCAAACUGAAACCGUCAUGCACUUGGAGGGCACACACACAGCAAGCACACAGGAUCAUUCAAUCAGUGUGCGUCUACCUACCUGUUGGCGAUGCGGCGAUGUCUUGGCCUGGUGCGGCACCACCACACGAAACUCCUCUCUCCCCGCUACUUCCCUCAUAGACACCGCCGUCGCCCCGCUGGUCUCCUCCUCAGUGCGAUACACGACGGCCUUGACCCACUCCUGUUUGCCCUUCUCCCGCCCGUCCGUCACCAUCCACACACGCGUGCCCUUCUUGUAGCGCUCGUGGGAUGACGCCACAACCUGAUGGAUGGAUGGAUGACACGGACAAACCAGUCGACUGAGUGAAUGAGUGGAUGAGGCACAUGGACCUGUGGCUGCGGCAAGUCGGCGGCAGCGGCUGACGAUGAGGCUGCAGCUGCCAUGGCGCCGCGCCGGCCAAACACCCCUGCAGAGGCACACAGUGCAUCCCAUGCAUCCCUUAACGUACCCCUUCAGCCAUUCUUCUCCAUCUUCGCAUGCUCACCGACUUAGUGUGGGUAUGGUCCCUCAGUUGAGGCUUCUCAUCGUCGCACAGCACUCACAGUGAAAGCACUGAGCGCCAAACAAGCUGCACAGCUACGUUCGCUGGAGACG
This is a messenger RNA of Vitrella brassicaformis, 2412 nucleotides long. Lineage: Eukaryota; Vitrellaceae. The record is from the annotation of a GenBank genome assembly.